Dendrobium catenatum is the source of this 955-nucleotide messenger RNA. RefSeq lists its product as uncharacterized. The annotation marks the transcript as partial. The record is from RefSeq and is a predicted model, not a curated record. NCBI's taxonomy places the organism in Eukaryota, Viridiplantae, Streptophyta, Magnoliopsida, Asparagales, Orchidaceae. The transcript has 3 exons.
GGAGAUUGCAAUUUUUGAAAUUUACAAUUGCCAAUACUAUUGCUUACUGGAUUAGAGGGGCGAUUUUGCCUAAAGCCUGUUGUGCUUUCAUCUCUAAGCUUUGCUCUAAAUUUUUGCUGCAUGGGAAUAUUGAAGAUAAGAAAUUACAUUUUAUUGCUUGGGGGUGUAUUACCAAACCAAAAAUUUAUGGUGGUCUUUGUAUUCUUUCCUUUGAUUCUCUGUAUUUCUGGGUCGCUUGUUCUUUCAUUUGGAGAUUUUUUCAACUAAAUUCCCUUGUGGGCUCCUGGUUUAGAGCCAAAUAUGAAUCCCCUUGGAAACCUCCACAUCCGACUGCAUCUAAAUUUUGGAAAUAUAUUGGUUCUUUGGCUCUUAAGAUUAAACCGAUUAUUGUGCAAACUGUUGGCCAACAUUGCAAUUUUUCCUUCAACUGGGAUCCUUGGGUGGAUGGGAAUAGGCUUGCUGAUUUAUGUUUUGAUGCCAGAUUUAAUCAUAAAAAUGUUGGGGAUUUCAUUGUUGAUGGUCAUUGGGCAUUACCGGAGUUCUCUCCUCUGCAAUUAUGUGCGGCUGUUUCUAAUAUUGCCAUUUUGGAGCAACCUGCCUUGGCAUGGGAUGGCUCCUUUAAUCCAAAAUUUAAGCAAUUCACUGAUCUUUAUUACUCUAAUUUGGAGGAGGUUCCAUGGCAUAAGUUCAUUUGGUUUAAAAAGGCUUCUCUCAAAUUUGCUUGUUUUGUCUGGAUGGCUCUGUUGGAAAAAUUGAAAUGUGCAGAUAGACUUAUUCGGUUUGGGAUUCAAAUUUCAGCUUGUGAUUUCUCUUUUUCGGUUCUUUGUGCGGUGAAUCCGAUUUUUGAGAGGUUCUUGUUUAGGCCUAAUCUCUUUCAGUCUUGUGUUGCUGGUUGUUGCUGCUGGGUUGGUGAAUUUGUCAGGGACGAUGAUGAACUGGGAGCAUCCACUGGCUG